Penicillium griseofulvum is the source of this 1767-nucleotide messenger RNA. RefSeq lists its product as uncharacterized. The record is from RefSeq and is a predicted model, not a curated record. The transcript has 4 exons. Gene Ontology annotation, molecular function: protein binding; DNA binding. Lineage: Eukaryota; Fungi; Ascomycota; Eurotiomycetes; Eurotiales; Aspergillaceae. Bases 1 to 1767 code for a protein of 588 amino acids.
AUGGUUCGGUCUUUAAUUCAUCUUCCAGACGAGAUCCUGCAUUCUAUUCUAUGUUAUUCUACUCCUCAAUCCUGCGCUGCCGUGGAACAGACCAACAGUCGAUUUCGAAACGUCACAAAUGAACGCUUACUAUGGCGCAACCAUUGCCAGUCGCAUUACAAGUUCUGGGAUGGGCGACAUGAUUUACCCCGGAAGCUUGCAUGUCCAGUCAAUUCAACCGAUUGGAAAGCGCUCUUUGUCUUCAAGUAUCAGGUUGAUCGAUCUGUCACUCAGCUUCUUGGUAGUAUUCUUGGUAGCCAGAUCGGCCGGAUCGAGAAGUUUCGCCUUGUCAUCAAUAUGGGAUAUGAUGCAAAGGAUACUCUUCUACGAUAUAGCCUGAUAGAGUCUGGGGAGGAUUAUUUGGCCAGAAGAGUGCCUUGUGCCAACUACAAAAGGUACUAUGCCCACGCGCUCUUGACUUGCCUGCACCGAAGCAUUGCCAUACCUGAAUGGGCGAAACUCAAACGCGGAGAACCCGUAUCGCUCGACCGAGCCUUGGCCUGCUUUGAUCUCUUUAUACCCGAGAGUGGAACUGGUGACUUGAAUGAAAUACGAGAGUCUCUGGGCAAGGUCCUCGACCGCUUUCUUGUCUCUCACCCGGAUCUUUCCAUCUUCACACCUCGUGAGAAGGCACUAGCUGUAGCAUCCUGGUUAGGGUUGAACGGUCUCACGGGGAUCAAUCCAGAGCGGGAAUACCAUUCUUUGGAGCACAACUUUUUAGGGUUAGCUCUAAAGGGCUCGGAGCAUAACUCCCUACCGUUGGUAUCAGCGGCGAUAUAUUGCUUUGUUGCCCAGGGGGUGGGCCUGAACGCCCGUCCCUGUGGAUUCCCAUUUCACGUGCAUGUGAUCAUCACCCCCCCGCUGGGCUCCGACAUGAAUGGAAAUGCUUUGGGUGGGAUAGAGCCAGGCGAGCCCCUUUAUUUGGACCCAUUUCGGGGUGCAAGAGAGACUCCUGUCUCAACCCUGCGCAGCCAAUUAACAUUUCUGGGCAUGUCCGAUGUGGACCAGACCGCAACUUUGGGUGAGGCAUCGACUUCGGGCGUUAUCUUGCGCUGUGGUAAGAACAUAUUAAACUCGAUUCGUGUCGAACCACAAAAUCCGACCUUGCGUGCCACCUCGAUAGAUGUUGUGAGCGCAAAGUACGCAGCACUCUGGUCUGUGAUGCUACUGUCCGGCGAUUCGAGGCCAAUGGAUCUACGUCAUCAGUUGCCAUGGCUCAUGGAACUGUUCGCUACAGACUUUCCUUCUGAUAUAUUUCUAGUUGAGCAGUACAUCGCUCCUCUGUUUCAUGGGCUGUUCGAGCAUGAACACAUACUGGAGAGCCUUCAUGUGAUGAGGGCUGUGGAUGAGAUCCCAAAGCAGGUUCGCAGGCGAACCGGUGGAAAUGCGAAUAUACGAUACAAGGUGGGCCAGGUCUUCCGCCAUCGUCGCUAUCAUUACGAGGCCAUCAUUACUGGUUGGGACUCGGAGUGUGGCGCGGGCGAACAAUGGAUGAGGAGAAUGGGCAUUGAUCGAUUAGAUGCUGGCAGGCACCAAAGCUUCUAUCAUGUGCUUGUGGCGGAUCGAAGUGUCCGGUAUGUGGCCGAGGAAAAUAUUGGAAUAAUUCUGCCUCGCUUCACGGAAUUGCCGAGUAGCUUGACUGCCAUUGCGGGUAAGCAUUUCAAGCGGUGGGAUGAGGGGAAGCGGAUGUUUGUUAGUAACAUGAAGGAUGAAUACCCGGAUGAUUAG